AACACCUUAAAAAUGUAACACGUGUCAGACAACAAAUUCACCGCCAAAUCUCUCUCUCUCAUCGGAUCUUAUCUGUAUCUCAUCGGUGAAAACAGGAACGAUCGGAGAGCUCGAGCUCGAUCUCGAUCGUUACAGAUAAUUUUUUUGUUCUAGGGUUUCGAUCAAUCGCAACCAUGGGCGGCGGCGGAGCCAUGAAAGCUGCAGCGAAGGUGGCCGGAAUCACCGUCGUGAACGGCGGUCUUCGUGGCGUCCCGUCGGUAUCUCCGGUGGAACAUCAAGUCGCCUCAGCCACUCAUAGAGCCAGUCGUCCCGUCUCGUCUAUCGUUGCUUCUACCGAAGAGGUGAAUCGGAGCGUCUUGGCAGCUGCUCAGAACAAUCCGAUCGACGCUGCGUCGCAGAGGCCGUGUUGGGAGCUCGACGACUGGGAGUUUGCCGACGGAGUCGCAGAGACGAUCGUGAAUUCCGGUGAGCCAAUGCCGAGACUUGUAUUUGGUGGUGUGCCGACUCUUGAGGAAGCCAAAGAAGCCACUUCUGAACUUAAAGAGGCUCUUGACAAGGUAUAUCUGUCCUCACCUAAUUCUAAUGGUUUUGGUCAUGAGUCUGAUUUGCCACUGCUUUCGAACCCCAAAUACCCGGAGACUAAAGCUUGCGUUGCCAGUGAGGCCACAACAUUGUCGGUGCCAAAAAAUGCUCUUAAAGCAUUUAGGCUUCUCAAUGAAAAUCCUGUAGCUCAGUCUGUUGUUGUUUCAAUUGCUAGUGACCCAAAUGUAUGGCAUGCUGUAUUGCAAAACGAGGCGCUUGUGGAUUUUCUCCAGUCACAUAAGAGCAGUCCAGUCAUGGAAGAAUAUGUUGCAGAUGCAAAAUUUAUGGAUAAUCAAUCUGCAAAGAGCGUUGAUGAUUCUUCUGAUUCAGGGCAAUUUGCAGAUUCUGGAAAUGGGUUUAUGGGUUUUGUGCAGGGUAUAAAGACUACAGUGGUUGAGAUGAUGAGCAGCUUAUCUGAUUAUUUUCAGAAUCUUUUUGGAGGUCCAACACCUGAAAAAGUAUCUACGGAAGCUGAUGGAAGUGCCAGAACAUGCUUUGUGGAUGGAGGAGUUGUGGGGGCGUCUUUAAUAGGAUUGGCCGUCAUGGUUAUGAUGGUGGUGGUGCUGAAGCGAGGUUAGGCAUCAUUUGUUGGUAACCCAUCCAUGAAUUUGCCGAAGCUACAAAAACCUCUAAUAUUUUUCAAUUUCUUGUUUGAAUGCACGGAUUUAUUACUGGAUUGUUGGUGAAUAAUGUACAAAUGGAACUGUCUUUCUUAUUGGAUUGAUAAUGUAGCCAGAUUGUGAGAAAUUUUUAUUAAGUUUCUAUGCGCUGCUUAUGGACCGCG
Molecule: messenger RNA, 1366 nt
Organism: Camellia sinensis
Lineage: Eukaryota; Viridiplantae; Streptophyta; Magnoliopsida; Ericales; Theaceae
Source: RefSeq, a predicted model, not a curated record